Musa acuminata subsp. malaccensis (wild Malaysian banana) is the source of this 2578-nucleotide messenger RNA. Its product is annotated as two-component response regulator-like APRR2. Gene Ontology annotation, biological process: positive regulation of DNA-templated transcription; phosphorelay signal transduction system. Lineage: Eukaryota; Viridiplantae; Streptophyta; Magnoliopsida; Zingiberales; Musaceae. Gene Ontology annotation, cellular component: nucleus. The record is from RefSeq and is a predicted model, not a curated record. Gene Ontology annotation, molecular function: transcription cis-regulatory region binding; DNA-binding transcription factor activity.
CUCGAAGUGUACUCUAUAUAUCAUCAUGCACUGAGUCUUCUUUCUCCUGUACAACUGUAGAGGCUUUGAUCUGUUACAGGAUGAGCCCGACCUGUGAUUCCCUGUGAUUCUACCUUGCUCUCGGCUCCCAUAUCUGGCACGAGUAAUCUUGCAUUUUGUUGGUCACUUCGUUCUUUGACGGACUGGGAAUUGGUUUUCUCCCCCAAAAGGGCCUUGUGACGAGACCCUGAUUGGAGGAGUACUAGUGGUGUUCCUAAGUAGUUGUAUAUGGAUUCUUCCACAAAUUGAGGGAAUUUUUGUUGUCAGGCUCAAGACAAGCACUUAAUCCUUGCUGCAACAGUUGUCGAAUUGCUCUUGCACAGUUGUUUCAUCUUUUUCUUUCUUUACAAUUCAUCCUUCCGGUGUUUGCGUUUGGUUUGGAGAAUCUCGAUCCUUGAACUCUCUAGAGAGUUUUAAGCAUCUGUUCCUUUUGGCCUUGAGCAAUUACUGAGCUGUGCCUAUUUUCCUGUUAUGGAUUCAAGAGCAGUGGUAGCAUCUCAGUCAUGUGGAGGAUGGUCGUGUUGUGUGCUAGCUUUUCGAAGAUUUGGGGGUUGAGGAAUGAUGUGAAGCCAGCCAUGGCCGGCUCUGCUGAUGGUUUUGUUGUGUGGAAGGAUUUCCCCAGGGGUCUCAAGAUUCUCCUCCUCGACAAAGAUGCGCCAUCCGCUGUCGAAACGAAGUCGAAACUCGAAGAAAUGGACUACGUUGUUUCUUUGUAUCAUAAUGAGGAAGAUGCACUGGAAGCAAUUUCAAAGGAGGCUGAGAGCUUUCAUGUUGCUAUUGUGGAGGUGACAACUAGUGAUAACUGUGGGAGUUUCAGGUUUCUUGAGAUGGCUAAAGACAUUCCUACCAUUGUUAUUUCAGAUGUACACUGCCUAAGCACCAUGAUGAAAUGCAUAGCGCUUGGUGCAGCAGAGUUUCUUCAGAAGCCAGUCUCUGAAGACAAGCUCAGGAACAUAUGGCAACAUGUGGUUCAAAAGGCCUUCAAUGCAGGGGGCAAUGAAUUAUCCAAAUCACUGAAGCCUAUUAAGGACACCGUGGUUUCCAUGCUCCAAAAACAGUCAGAAACAGAUGAGCACAAAAUUAAAGAAAAAGAAUCAGAAAAAGAUGACAAAUAUGGUUGUGAGAAAACAAUGGAAAAUGACAGGUUCUCAGCACCAUCAACUCCACAACUGGAACAAGGAGGAAGGUUUCCGACAAAUGGAGAGUUUCAGGAAAUAACACACUGCUCAAUUGCUAAAGAAUUGCCACAACCAGGGAAGCACAGUAGCUCAGUGUCAAAAUCUGUCGGUAAUACAUGUGAUAAUUCAGUUAGCAUUGCUAACAAUAAGGAUGUCUUGCCUUCUAAAGCUGAAGCCGAAGAAGAAGUGAAUUCGAUCGAUGGUUCUAAAACUGAUGAGUGCAGUGCUGUUAAAGAACGUUUUCUACCUUCUCAUUUUCAUAGCGUGGAUGAUCUACAGAAAAACAGAUUGUCCUAUUCAGAUGGUGCCAGAAACAACAGAAAGAAAAUGAAGGUAGACUGGACUCCGGAACUUCAUAGGCAGUUUGUUCAGGUAGUAGAACAGCUGGGAAUAGAUCAGGCAAUUCCCUCCAAGAUUGUCGAACUGAUGAAGGUGGAGGGUCUAACAAGACAUAAUGUUGCUAGCCACUUGCAGGUUCACACAAAACAUUCACUUUUGAGGAGAAAGUAUCGGAUGCAUAGAAGACAUGUUUUGCCAAAAGAUGAAGAUAGGAGAUGGCAAGCAGAUAAAGAUCCUACUCAAAGGGGCUACAUACCAAGGCCAAUUUUGGCCUACCCUCCGUAUCAUACCGAUUGUGGUGCUCCGACAAAUCAGAUUUAUCCCUUUUGGGUUCAUCCAAAUUACCACACCCAUGGUGUCGGUCAAGCUGGUUAUACAAGAUGGCAUCCACCUCCUCAAAGUUGGCCCUGGAAGACCUAUCCUGUGGUUCAUGCUGAUGCAUGGGGCUGUCCUGUUUUUGUCACCCAAUAUGGCCAGUAUCCGAUGUCUUCACCAAUUGCACAGCUGCAGAGAUCCCUGAUGUAUAGCGAUUUUGAUACGAGCGGAGACAGCAAUGAGAUGUUUCAAGAAUCCUAUGAUCUGCAUCAGGUGGAAGAGGCGAUCGAUCGUUCCAUAAAAGAUGUGAUGAGCAAGCCAUGGCUCCCCCUUCCCCUAGGCCUCAAAUCACCAUCCGCCGAGGUGGUGCUCGCGGAGCUCCACCGGCAGGGCAUCUGCGCCAUCCCUCCCUCCACCCCCUCUACUGAUCCCCACUCCUGUGGCUGACUCGGCCGCCGGAGCUGAUGGGCUCGGCCUAAUCGGUGGCUACGGGGCUUAAUUCAUCAUCUCAUGAGAGCAUAAUGGGGAUUGUGGCUGUGAAUAGAAGUCUGCUGUUGUUAAACCAAGACAUUGGGUCCUCAUUUGUGUGACUCUGCUUUAUCCUUUUGGCCUCUCCCUUCAAGAAUUAUGUUAUUUGCCAGCUUUCUGCAAGCAGUGUAUUGCUACAAAGUGCAUACAUACCAGCAAAGAUGACCCUCUUAGGACAU